CACGUCGUUUGCGAUCGUUUCUCUCGAGUCUUGACCCCGCAAUCUCUCUUCGACCUUCGCUCCCCUACCCCUUCCUCGCCAUUUCUCCAACCGGCGCUGGAUGGUCAGAGGCAACCGCCAAAACAACUCUUGGGGGUUCAGCUCUCGAUCUCCCAAGUAGUCACCUCGCUGUCCAUAUUCGCCUCCCCGCAAUCCCGAUACCUCCCCCAUUCGAUCUCUCGCGUCCCGGAGAGCUCUACCGAUACCACGAUACGACGACACCACGAUACCCCCGCCGUGAUUCCCGCACGAGGAAAGGCAAGCAAGGCACCGCUGCUUGAAUGGACCCAUCCCCGCUGGCAUCUGGCUGUGUCGUUCCCACGUUGUCGAUCUUGAUCUCGUCCGAGGUCAUGAUCUGAAGGGGCCCCCCGUCCCGAUCACACACUUGCCAGAAGCAUGCCCCCUGAGCACGACCUCGCCACGCGACACCAUGUGCCGGACAUCCCCUCGUCUCCGAUCAUGCCUCAACAAGAGAGGCCGAAGAGGCUAGCCAAGCGGUACCGCACGGAGAUCGCCGCCAGUGCCUCCAGUGUGGUCUCUACCGUCACCGCUUUCCCGCUCGACAGCGUGAAAACCCGCAUGCAGACCUAUCGCUACAACGGCUUCCUCGAUUGCGUCCGCCACACCUACCGGACGGAGCAUCUGCGAGGUUUCUUUCGCGGCGUCCUGGCCCCCAUGGCCAGUGUCACUCUUGUUAGGACGGUUUCCUUUUCCAUUUAUCAACGAGCCAAGUAUGCGUAUUCCGGCUGGAUCCAGAAGAACAUGGGCUUCAACGUUCUGGAGCAUGUCAACACCAAGGGCACCUACCCCAACAUGUACUCGAUCGCCUGCCUUGGCGCCGCUGGCGCCACCGCCGGAUCCUGCAUUACCGUAGUCGCCUGUCCGUUCGAGUUAACCAAGUUGAGCGCUCAAGUCUCGGUUCUCUUGUCCGAUAAGAAGAAGCUUGCCGAGUCCAACUGCCGCGUGCAAAACGGCCACGCCAUUGCCGCCAGCUAUCAGAACAAGGGCACUCUGAAGACCAUGUCCAACAUCAUACGUCACCGAGGUCUCCUGGGUCUCUAUACCGGCUUUCGAUUGCAUUUGCUGAGAGACACUCUGGGCACUGCAAUUUAUUUCAUGGUUUACGAAAGCGGCAAGCAGUUGGGUACCACAUUUGGAGGAGAUCAUCCCACGGGUAACAAACUGGCCAUCCUCACUUCAGGUGGUCUAUGUGGUAUAGUAUCCUGGGCUUUAAUCUAUCCGAUUGACUCGGCUAAGAGUAUAUAUCAACGCAACUCGUUGUUGUAUUCCAAGGGCCAAAAGGCCGAUGCACCCCCGAAGAUCGAGUUCUUCCGGCGUCACAUGUACCGUGGGUUGGGCGUCUCUAUGGGACGUUCGUGCGUCGUCAAUGCCAUCUUUUUCUCUGCUUUCGAGGUAAUCAAGAAGCAAAUAGACACUCUGGAGGACUAGUAGAAAAACGGUCUCGUCACAACACCAAUGUUAUAGGGGAACGAAAGAGAGGCAAAAUGGUCACAUGAAGUGUCGCGAUUAGGCGAGGCGGGAAGUGAAUUCAUAGCAAUACAGAGAGAGAGAGAGAGAGAGAGAGAGCUGUAUGGAUACGGUUGGGGAGGGCGUUACGGUUUGUACUGGCCAUCUGCGAAAGCCGAGAGCACCAAAAUCUGUCAGCUCUGGGAGCAAAGCCAGCGGCUGCUGGAAUUACGGUAAUCUCAUGUUGACUUGUCGACGAGUUAAGAGAAUUUGCCCACCGUGGGGAUAGCAUGUUUCAUUUCACGAAUCGCCGUUUGAAUGUGUUCGUUCAAUUUGUCGAAUUAGACGUCUCUG
Molecule: messenger RNA, 1860 nt
Organism: Sodiomyces alkalinus F11
Lineage: Eukaryota; Fungi; Ascomycota; Sordariomycetes; Glomerellales; Plectosphaerellaceae
Product: integral membrane ornithine transporter of mitochondria
Exons: 4
Coding region: 436-1488 (350 amino acids)
Biological process (GO): transport
Molecular function (GO): transmembrane transporter activity
Source: RefSeq, a predicted model, not a curated record